AUGAGACUGCUUCAGUUAUUCGUUUUGAGUUUCCUUUAUUUCAGUAAUGCUGUUUAUGGGUACUUAGAUAUUGGGUUUGCCCAACGUCACAUGGAUAAAGAUGGUGUUGUUAUGGUUAAGAAGAAUAAUUAUAGGGAUUUUGCCAAUGGUAUUGAUGGCUACUAUGGAUUGGUGAUGUUUACUGUUGGUAAUACGGAUAACAGAGGUGGUACUUGUGAGAUUUGUGAAUUUUUCACUGAAACUUUGCGUAAUGUUGCUAAAUCUUUAAAAGAGAAAGUUCCAGAUGCCAAGAUUAUUACUUAUGUAGUUGAUAUUGAGGAAAAUUUUCAAGUUGUUGAGGAUUUGAAGUUGACAUUUGUUCCUCAUGUUUAUUUGUUUGAGCCACCUGUGAAUAAGGCAUUCGAUUGGAGGUCUGCACCAUAUGUUGCGUAUGAGUUGAGCAUCGAAGAAUCCAGAAAUGAAAUUGCCUUCGUUGACUUUUUGAGUGCAAACACCGAUUUGGAAUUAUCUCCUGUUAGAAAUAAUGUCAUUAGUGUCUCUAUGUCCAUUGAUGAACAACGUUCGAUUGCUGUUCCUGUAACUAAAAGUGAAGACGUUGCCAAGAAGCAAGCUGCUGCUGUUAAGGCUAGCGACAAACCAGCUAAGAAGCAAGCUGCUGCCAAGAAACAAGACUCUGCUGAGAAGAAACAAGCUGCUGCUGAGAAGAAACAAGCUACUGCUGCCAAGAAGGAUACUACCUCCAGCAAAGCCAAGAAGGCCAAGAAAUCCAAGGCUCCAAAAAAGAAGUCAGUUUCUAAAUUUUCAACUGAAAAGGUUGGUGAACCAAGUGUUGGUGAACCAGUUCAACCUUCUGUCAAGCCUGUUGAAAAAAGGGAAACCCUGCAACAACAACAACAACAACAACAACAACAACAAUACCAACAGGCUCCACCUCAAUACGAACAAGCUCCACCUCAAGAAUAUCAACAGGCUCCACCUCAAUACCAACAACAACCUCCACAAGAUCCUGGUGUUCAGUAUCGUCAAGUAGCUGAUGAAAACGGUAACUCUGGUGGUGUUCAAGUUAGCUUCACAAACCAAGUCUUCAAACCAAUGACCUGGUCAGAAUUAUUAUGGGAAGUUGCUGAAUACUUGAAAACAAUCGGUGUUGCUAUUGCAGUAUUCUUCGUUUUUGACAAGUUUUUACUUGUCUUGGGCAAUUGA
Vanderwaltozyma polyspora DSM 70294 is the source of this 1203-nucleotide messenger RNA. RefSeq lists its product as uncharacterized. Bases 1 to 1203 code for a protein of 400 amino acids. The record is from RefSeq and is a predicted model, not a curated record. NCBI's taxonomy places the organism in Eukaryota, Fungi, Ascomycota, Saccharomycetes, Saccharomycetales, Saccharomycetaceae. The transcript has a single exon.